AUGCGCUGUGUCUCCCUGGCUGAUGCUACCCCUUCGGUAUGGCUUACAUUCACACUUUGGAACUUUGGUUCUAACUCAGACAGGUUGAACGUCACAUUCUCUUCCAUAUCCGUGAGGAGCUGGAGUUGCACUACAAACAUCUCGCAGACAAUCCCCAGGCCGCUGAAGCCCAUAGAGUCUUGCUGGAAUACGUCAAGACUACCUACGGCCCGAUCCAGCAGCACCUUGACGAGCUUCUCUAGAAAGGAGAUUACGUAUGACCUGCUGUGGGCCCUUUUCCGACCGAACACAGAGGCUUAUGCUACCUGCCGUGGCACUGGUGCACCGAGAUGCGUCAUUUACAAUCACUGCGAGGAGAUGAAGAGACUAGCCGGUUCGAGAUAUCUCCACGUUAGUACCCGUUUCCUGAACAGUGAUGGAAGGGUACUUGGGGAAACCACCGUGUGUAUCGAAAUUGACAUCUUCCGGGGGGCUAAGCGGAUCGAGCUUCUCUCGGUAUAUCCUCUCGAGUACCACCCCGAACCAGACACAACCAGGAGACAGAUUAUUGAAUGCGGCCGCGAGUACGUCUCCUUGAUGGGUAUCCAUCAUCGGCAGUAUGACGGCACGGUAUUCUACAUUGAUGAUGUAGGCGAAAUCGUCCGUUGGUAUAUUUAG
Podospora anserina S mat+ is the source of this 657-nucleotide messenger RNA. RefSeq lists its product as uncharacterized. The record is from RefSeq and is a predicted model, not a curated record. The transcript has a single exon. Bases 1 to 657 code for a protein of 218 amino acids. Lineage: Eukaryota; Fungi; Ascomycota; Sordariomycetes; Sordariales; Podosporaceae.